AAGGAACUUGCUCAAGGUCACAUAGCUGGAAAUGACUUAGAGGCCUUACAAAUACAUCUGUGCAUUCUUGCUUCAGACUUCACAAUUGAGGGCCAACCCAGUCUGGAAGCACCUCUUAUUAAUGUUACAAGGAAACCGCUACCUCAGCAAACAAAAGGAAAGGAGAAGACUUAUAAUAACAAAUGUCAUUUUUUAAAAAAGUUUGUUUUCAGAAAACAUUAGAGGAAAUUUGGAAAUUUUUUGCAUUGCAGAGACAAAGCUUUACAGGUAAAUGGAUUUGACAGGCAGGCUCUGUCAAAAUUCUGCAGAGGUUUGAUCUUCCUUCCUAAGGACUUUGUGUAAAGUAAUUCUCUACUGCUUUUUAAAUUGCUGUUGAUCAGCUUGUGGGUUUUUGGGUUCUAACUUUUUGGUAUGUUGAAGAUACAUUGUAUUACAUUAUAUUACAUUUUUAAAAGUUAAGUUAUUUUUCUGCCAUUGUAAAUACAAAUAUGGAAAUAUUCUUGCAAGCAAUUAUAGGUAAGCAUUUUUCUCAGCAAGCAUAUCUUUUUAUUAAGAGAGUGGAAUGCUAAACAGUUCUUAUGUAGUGUUUUGGACACACUUUUAUUUUUUGUCAGAGGUCCUGCCUACACUGAAAAUAUUAAUUAUAUAAACCUGUUGUCCUUCUCACAUCUACAUUGGAUCACGUCACCUGCCUCAUGGAAAUGCCUUUUUUAAAACUUAGAUUUGCAGAACUCCGCUAUUUUUAUACCUAGCUACCACUUUGGAAAAAAAGAAUCAGAACCCUGACCUACUCAGGGUCACUGGGACAGUCUCUCUCCCGUAUGUAUUGCUGCAGUGCCCAGGACAGUAAAAUGGACUACAAGCGGCGCUUCUUGCUUGGCGGGUCCAAGCAGAAGGUGCAGCAGCACCAGCAGUACCCGAUGCCCGAGCUGGGCCGAGCACUGAGUGCUCCCCUGGCAUCUACAGCCACCACUGCCCCCCUGAGCAGUCUGACCGCUGCAGGCAGCUGCCACCACGCCAUGCCCCACUCCACUCCCAUCGCCGACAUCCAGCAGGGCAUCUCUAAGUACCUGGAUGCCCUCAACGUCUUCUGCCGUGCCAGUACUUUCCUCACAGAUCUUUUCAGCACUGUGUUCAGGAACUCUCACUACUCAAAGGCGGCCAUGCAGCUCAAAGACGUGCAGGAGCACGUCAUGGAAGCAGCCAGUCGGCUGACCUCGGCCAUAAAGCCUGAGAUCGCCAAAAUGCUGAUGGAACUCAGUGCUGGGGCUGCAAACUUUACCGAUCAGAAGGAAUUCAGUCUGCAGGACAUUGAGGUAUUGGGGCGAUGUUUCUUGACAGUGGUGCAAGUCCAUUUCCAGUUCUUGACUCACGCAUUACAGAAGGUCCAGCCGGUGGCUCACUCUUGCUUUGCCGAAGUGGUUGUGCCAGAAAAAAAGAAUAGCAGCAGUGGUGGCGGCUUAUCUGGCACGGGACACACAUCUGAACUGGAGGAAGCUGUGCGAUCCUGGCGGGGGGCUGCUGAGGCAACAUCUAGACUGAGAGAAAGAGGCUGCGAUGGUCGCCUGGCAGGAAUUGAAGUCCAACAGCUCUUUUGUUCUCAGAGUGCAGCAAUUCCCGAUCACCAGCUAAAAGAGCUGAACAUAAAAAUUGAUAGUGCUUUGCAGGCAUAUAAAAUAGCUCUGGAAAGCUUAGGCCACUGUGAAUAUGCAAUGAAAGCUGGCUUCCACCUGAAUCCAAAGGCAAUUGAAGCAAGUUUGCAGGGCUGCUGCAGCGAGGCGGAAGCCCAGCAGACGGGGCGAAGGCAGACACCCCCGCAGCCCAUGCAGUGUGAGCUUCCCACCGUCCCCGUGCAGAUAGGAUCGCACUUCCUGAAGGGUGUCUCCUUUAAUGAGUCGGCCGCCGACAAUCUGAAACUAAAGACGCAUACGAUGUUACAGCUGAUGAAGGAAGCCGGCUGCUGCAAUGGAAUCACAUCCAGGGACGAUUUUCCUGUGACCGAAGUACUGAACCAGGUGUGCCCGUCCACAUGGCGGGGUGCCUGCAAGACCGCUGUGCAGCUCCUGUUUGGCCAGGCCGGACUGGUGGUAGUCGACACGGCACAGAUUGAAAAUAAAGAAGCCUACGCCCCCCAGAUCAGUUUAGAAGGCUCCAGAAUCGUGGUUCAAGUCCCGUCCACAUGGUGCCUGAAAGAAGAUCCUGCCACCAUGUCCCUACUGCAGAGAAGCCUUGAUCCUGAGAAGACCCUGGGUCUGGUGGAUGUGCUCUACACUGCUGUGCUGGACCUGAACCGCUGGAGAGCAGGGAGAGAACAAGCUUUACCCUGCAUACAGAUCCAGCUUCAAAGGGAAAUCUGUGACUUUGGGAAUCAGGCCGACCUGCCUUCCGGAAAUGGAAACAAAUCUUCGGGUGGCCUGCAGAAGACGUUCUCCAAACUGACCUCCCGGUUCACCAAGAAAGCUUCAUGUGCCGGCUCCAGCAGCAGCACCAAUUAUUCCAUCCAAAACACCCCUUCCAAAAACGUCUUCAUAGCCGGGUGUUCAGAAGAGAAGGCCAAGAUGCCCGGUAGUAUUGACGCCAGGUUGCAAAACAUUCUGAACAUCGGUCAUUUCCCUAGGACUGCAGACCCUGCACAGUCAGCUCAGAGUUCCAGUAAUCCAGUGGCCAAUGGCUUUCUCAUGGAGAGACGUGAGACCUUCCUGCAUGGGGACGAUGGCAAGGACGAGAAGGGUAUGAACUUACCAACAGAUCAGGAAAUGCAAGAGGUAAUAGAUUUUCUCUCAGGCUUUAACAUGGGCCAGUCACAUCAGGGCUCUCCGCUGGUGACAAGGCGUAAUUCUGCUGCCACAGCCAUGGUGACUGAGCACAAGGCAGGAGCCAUGCAGCCACAGCAGCCGUCACUGUCAGUGCCCCCUCCGCCACGGCCACCCCAGGCCGGGGCACACACGCCUCUGACACCCCAGCCAGGACUGGCGCCUCAACAGCAGUCCCCAAAGCAACAGCAGCCCCAGGUCCAAUACUACCAACACCUACUCCAACCCAUUGGAUCGCAGCAGCCCCCACCCCAGCCUCGGGCACCUGGGAAGUGGGUACAUGGCUCAUCCCAGCAGCCAGCACAGACCGUUGGAGCAGGCCUAUCUCCUCUUGGUCAGUGGCCCGGCAUGUCUGAUCUCAGCUCUGACUUGUACAGCUUGGGUCUGGUGAGCAGCUAUAUGGACAAUGUGAUGUCGGAGGUUUUGGGACAGAAGCCGCAGGGACCUAGAAAUAACACCUGGCCAAACCGUGACCAAAGCGACGGAGUCUUUGGAAUGUUGGGAGAGAUCCUGCCUUUUGAUCCUGCAGAGAGCAGGACCGGGGCUGACAGAAGUUCCUGGAAUGGCUCAGUGUCCCAUAGUUCAGUGGGUUCAGACCCGGAGUUCGCGCGCUACGUGGCAGGAGUGAGCCAGGCCAUGCAGCAGAAGCGGCAGACCCAACACGGCCGCCGUCCAGGCAACCCCCGGGGCAACUGGCCGCCCAUGGACGACGCCCACCGGACCUGGCCUUUCCCGGAGUUCUUUACAGAAGGGGAUGGCCUGCACAGCGGUUGGUCAGGCGCUCAGGGAGAUUCAGCCAGCUCGAGUGAUGAGACGUCCUCGGCCAAUGGAGACAGCUUGUUCUCCAUGUUUUCAGGGCCUGAUCUCGUUGCUGCUGUCAAGCAGAGAAGGAAACACAGCAGUGGAGAGCAGGAGACCAGUACACUGCCCUCGCCGCCUCUCCUCACUACGAUAGAGGACAUGAACCAGGAUAACAAAACCAAAACAUGGCCACCCAAAGCACCCUGGCAACACCCUUCCCCGCUGCCCGGCACUCUGCCCAGCCCAAGCGCACCACUCUAUGCUGUCGCCAGCCCCGGCAGCCAGUGGAACGACACCAUGCAAAUGCUGCAGUCCCCAGUGUGGGCUGCGACCAGUGACUGCAGUGCCACCUCCUUCACCUACGUGCAGCCCCCACCACAGCCCCCGCCCCCACCAGCACACAAGGCAGUACCCAAGGCCUUCAAGGCUUUCCCUGGGAAGGCUGAGCGCAGGCCGGCUUACCUGCCCCAGUACUGAUCGAGGGCCAGCCUGCUUGCGUGCCCAGAGCUGUUGGGGUGAGUGUCCCCGCCCUAGGGCCAACUAGCUGACACCAGCCCCCCAGAGGACCAGUGUACCCCUGUCCCAGGGAGAGUUCCUUGGGGACAAGGGUGGUUGGCAGCUGCCUUUAAAGCCUGGCUUCUCAAACUUUGGAGGUAUCAGACCCCUGGAGAGCCAGCCGUAGACAGAGGUUUCUAACCCUCAGGAUGCUGGAGAAUCUGCAUGCUUAGUAAGCACCUCAGUGGUUCUGAUGCAGGCAGCCACCAGCCACACUUUGAGAAACACAGCUCGUGGGUUUUUAGUCCUGCUGUGUGUUGGGAAGGCAUCAGGCCUGAAGGCUUAGAGCAAAACUGACCAUUCUUCUGAAACCCUCUCCUCCUCCUCCCUUCACACCUUGAGUGAUGACCACACCAAUCACUGUAUUUUAUAGCUAUUUUUUCACGUAGGUUUUUAGUUAAAACAUCUCCUGCCUAACAUGCAUUGAAUAUUUUAAGGUAACAGAUAUACUGGCUGGAGGUUUGUUCAACACUAUCUUUAUUUAAGCUUAUAUAAAAUGGGCAAAGUGUAGAAUAUUUGUGAGCAGAAGCAGUCACCUGGGCUUUCUGUGGGUGGGCAGCCCGGUGCCCCCCAGCAGGACCCGGGGAGUGCAGUGUCUGCCAGAUUCACAGCAGCAGCAUUGUAAAACUGACGGCGGAGGCGUAUUGCCGAAGGCGCGCG
This is a messenger RNA of Propithecus coquereli (Coquerel's sifaka), 4829 nucleotides long. It is a transcript of the gene GARRE1, whose product is annotated as KIAA0355 ortholog. Gene Ontology annotation, molecular function: CCR4-NOT complex binding. Gene Ontology annotation, biological process: Rac protein signal transduction. The transcript is spliced from 15 exons. The record is from RefSeq and is a predicted model, not a curated record. NCBI's taxonomy places the organism in Eukaryota, Metazoa, Chordata, Mammalia, Primates, Indriidae. Bases 822 to 4091 code for a protein of 1089 amino acids.